AUGGAAAAGAUUAGGAAUCUGAUAAGCAAUACUAUGAAGGUGGAUCCACACACCAUGAGUCAAGCUAGAGGUCGUACAUAUGGGGUGGUGUACGAGGGAAUCCAGCUGGCUCAUGCAACAGAUACAGUUGUUGUGGAGAAUAUAGGGCUCACCACUCUAGUUACUGUAGAUGGUUUAAAUGUUGAUCACCCUGCUAGAAUUGAUGCUGAUAAUCCAGCUAAGAAGCAUGGAGAAUGA
Prunus armeniaca (apricot) is the source of this 237-nucleotide messenger RNA. The record is from the annotation of a GenBank genome assembly. NCBI's taxonomy places the organism in Eukaryota, Viridiplantae, Streptophyta, Magnoliopsida, Rosales, Rosaceae.